GUUGUUCUCGGGGCCGCCGGUGGCAUCGGCCAGCCCCUAUCCCUCCUCAUGAAGCUCAACCCACUCGUUUCUAGCCUCUCCCUUUACGAUAUCGCCGGCACCCCCGGCGUCGCCGCUGAUGUCAGCCACGUCAACACCAGAUCUGAGGUCGCUGGAUAUCAAGGUGAAGGAGAGCUUGGAAAAGCUUUGGAGGGAGCUGACGUCGUUAUAAUCCCAGCUGGUGUUCCCAGGAAGCCUGGAAUGACUCGCGAUGAUCUCUUCAACAUUAAUGCCGGCAUUGUCAAGUCUCUGUGCACUGCUAUUUCCAAGUACUGCCCCAAGGCCCUUGUUAACAUGAUUAGCAAUCCUGUGAACUCCACUGUUCCCAUUGCUGCCGAGGUUUUCAAGAAGGCAGGAACAUAUGAUGAGAAGAGGUUGUUUGGGGUCACCACCCUUGAUGUUGUUAGGGCAAAAACUUUCUAUGCUGGAAAGGCCAAUGUUCCGGUUGCUGGGGUCAAUGUACCGGUUGUAGGUGGCCAUGCAGGCAUCACUAUUCUGCCAUUAUUUUCUCAAGCAACACCGAAAGCCAAUUUGGAUCAUGAUGUCAUAGUAGCUCUUACGAAGAGAACACAAGAUGGUGGAACGGAAGUUGUUGAAGCCAAGGCAGGAAAGGGUUCUGCAACUUUGUCAAUGGCCUAUGCCGGAGCCCUCUUUGCCGACGCUUGUCUCAAGGGCCUCAAUGGUGUCCCAGAUGUUGUUGAGUGCUCAUUUGUGCAAUCUAAUGUCACUGAACUUCCUUUCUUCGCUUCAAAGGUGAGACUCGGAAAGAACGGUGUGGAGGAAGUUCUGGGAUUGGGGGCUCUUUCAGAUUAUGAGAAACAAGGCCUUGAAAACCUUAAGCCUGAGCUCUUGGCAUCUAUUGAGAAGGGAAUCAAAUUCGCCAAGCAAUAAUUUAAAUAGUUUGGCAUGUUGAAAUUUUGCAAUUUCAGGACAUUUGUAAUGUUGGCAGCGGUUAUGGCUGCUUUGUUGUGUUAUUUAGAAUUAGGUCGAGGCCCCAAUUUAAUAAUAUCUGUGAGAGCAGCUUGUUACAAAAGAGAUGAUUAUCAAACCCAUUGAGGAUUCACCAUUUGAUUCAUAGUGAUCCUUUUGAGAUUAAUUUAUGGCUUUGAAUAA
Arachis duranensis is the source of this 1152-nucleotide messenger RNA. Its product is annotated as malate dehydrogenase, mitochondrial. Gene Ontology annotation, biological process: tricarboxylic acid cycle; malate metabolic process. The transcript is spliced from 7 exons. Gene Ontology annotation, molecular function: L-malate dehydrogenase (NAD+) activity. NCBI's taxonomy places the organism in Eukaryota, Viridiplantae, Streptophyta, Magnoliopsida, Fabales, Fabaceae. Gene Ontology annotation, cellular component: mitochondrion; cytoplasm. The record is from RefSeq and is a predicted model, not a curated record. Bases 49 to 930 code for a protein of 293 amino acids.